Lactuca virosa is the source of this 675-nucleotide messenger RNA. NCBI's taxonomy places the organism in Eukaryota, Viridiplantae, Streptophyta, Magnoliopsida, Asterales, Asteraceae. The record is from the annotation of a GenBank genome assembly.
AUGGGCAAACCUAUCAUCCGACCCUCCCUCAAAAUCUCCAAAAAAGAACCAAACCAUCAAUUCAACAGCCGUGUAAAAGUUCUAAAACCAAAGGUUUACAUAACUCACUCAUCAAACUUCAAGACCCUCGUUCAAAAGGUCACAGGCAACGGUUCUUCAUCUUCAUCCAUCUCUUCUUUCUCUCCUCCUACCACUGUGGCUAUGGUGUCAACACAACCACCUCAUGUGAUCCAUAUUGAUGACUAUGGUAGCCCUGAUCAUAGUCUAGAUCUUAGCACCGAUCAAAGUUUGGAUAACACGUUGAUGUCGUUUGAUUACAGUUAUUGUUCAUCUGAAGAUUUAGGGUUGUCAUCAAACGUCUCUUCUUUCUCUCCUCCUUCCGCUAUGCAUGUGGUUUCAUCAGAACCAACUCAAGUGAUCCAUAUUGAUGACUAUGAUAGCCUAGACCCCAAUUCAAAUAGCACAUAUAUAGCGUCUGAUUAUAGUUAUUGUUCGACUGAAGAGUUAGGAGUACAGUGGCCGCAAGAUCAUGGCCUGGAUUAUGUGGAUGAGAUUCAACUCAAGAACCUUGAGUCUUGGCUCCUAGACAUUGAUCAAUCUUCAUAUAUCCACGAUGAACCAUUUGUGCCCAUGAACACGUACGAGUAUGGCUACAACUUAUCGUCCAUCAUCUGA